Molecule: messenger RNA, 1292 nt
Organism: Physella acuta
Lineage: Eukaryota; Metazoa; Mollusca; Gastropoda; Physidae
Source: RefSeq, a predicted model, not a curated record
AUGCGUCUGCUGCUCUUUGCAGCUGAAUGCUGCUCUGGGGGUCAUGCCAGGAGUUUAAACUCCCGCUGGUUCAGCUCUGUACGUUAUGCCAGGAGUUUACGCUCCCGCUGGUUCAGCUCUGUAAGUUAUGCCAGGAGUUUACGCUCCCGCUGGUUCAGCUCUGUAAGUUAUGCCAGGAGUUUACGCUCCUGCUGGUUCAGCUCUGUAACUUAUGCCAGGAGUUUACGCUCCCGCUGGUUCAGCUCUAAACUACGGAUCCUGUCAGUGCCUUACGUAGAGGAAACAGAUGGCCCAAUUUACGUAGAACCCACAGAUGGGCCUAUUUACUCUGAGCAUACUGACCCGAUUUACCCAGAGCCUACCGAUGGCACAAAAGUAACAGACGGCGGAUUGUAUCCAGAACCUACUGAUGAAGCAGAAACUACAACAGCUGAGCCAACAACAACUACAGAAGAGCCAACAACAACUACAGAAGAGCCAACAACAACGACGGAAGAGCCAACAACAACGACGGAAGAGCCAACCACAACGACUGAAGAGCCAACUACAACGACUGAAGAGCCAACAACGACAACCACAACGACUACAACAACAACUAGACCAACUGCACCCCCAACGCCUAAGCCAUGCACGAAGCGAACAAAGGCCGACAUCAUCUUGUUACUGGACGCCUCCACCUCUAUCGGCAAAACCAACUGGGCCAACCAGGUCAAAUUUGCUGCGGGCGUCACGGAGAACUUCAACGUCGGCAAGGAUGAUGUCAGAUUUGGAACCGUCAUCUUCAACAGAAACGCCACCAAAAUAUUUGACCUCAACAAAUAUUUUGACCACGAAUCGCUGUCAAAGGCUCUGCUGGGCAUCAAGUACCCGAACAACCAGGGCACCUACACGCACCUGGGCUUACAGUUUAUCACCGAUGACAAGAUGUUCUCCACAGCUUCAGGGGGGAGGGACGACGCUAACAAUAUCCUGAUGGUCAUGACAGAUGGACAGUCUGUUAAGCCGAAAGAAACGGCAAAAGCAGCCGAGGCCUUAAAGGCUCAGGGUACCACCGUCAUCGCUGUGGGUAUCGGGCCCGACCCCUCCAAGACAGAACUUAACGCCAUAGCCAGCAAGCCUGAGUACGUCUUUCUGUCUGAAGGCUACAGCAUGCUGGAGUACAUCAAGCGUGACCUGGUCAGCUUGACCUGUGAAACCAUCGACUGAGGAUGAUGUACUGCGGCUGAAAAGUUUAAAACAAAAAAAUGGUGUAAUAAAAAUGUAUUUGAUUGGCAGCGUAAUGGCUUCCUUUA